Dicrocoelium dendriticum is the source of this 1136-nucleotide messenger RNA. Lineage: Eukaryota; Metazoa; Platyhelminthes; Trematoda; Plagiorchiida; Dicrocoeliidae. The record is from the annotation of a GenBank genome assembly.
AUGAUAGCUGAUUGCUACUUGCACAAAGGAUUCUCCCACUCAUGCAGGUUUGUUUUAAAUACCCACUCCGCUGAUUUCUUACAGUGUUUAAAGGGAUUGAAUAACCUCGUUUGUGCUCCGAUUUCGCGGCUCGUUCACACUCUCACCGUGGGUAUUGCACAGUGUAGUACGCCUUUUCCUCUCCCAUCAUUCUUUGCACCAUACUCAAUUUCGCCGGUCGUAGGACCUGCCCCGGCGCUUCCAUCGGAGUUCAUAGAUCCUACUUGGUGCGAACCAGAUAUUUUUAUUCUCCCGCUUGAGGCCAAAACGGAUAUUAAAAAUCGAAAGCGGAAGAUGAAGACCCACCAAAAGCGAAUAUGGCGAAAAACCCAUGUUUCAUACAUCCAAAAACGCAAUCUGCAACAACGAACAAAAGAGGAGAACAAAUUACAACAGCUCUUCGAAUUCUGGCGCAAGCGUUCUGAUGCCUGGGAUCCAGAAGAGAGAAUUGCAACCCGGUUACGCAUGGCUCGUCGGUCCGGAUUCUACGUGGAUAUUUUAAAUAGGAAAUUUUUCCGCAUCACUCAUCCUAAUGCUGACAUGGCUGAAACAACGGACUUCACCAGUAUCUCAAACCCGAUUUCUGCCUCCAGGCGCGGUCAGGAAGCUUUGCAAGACUUGCUGAGUGGAUUGCGCGAUUUGAUGUUACCUUUUUAUGCUUGUAUGGAUCCGAAAAAACGUAGUUUUGUAAGUACCCAUCAAGCUCUAGCUGCUGCUCAGCAAUGCUCUGAUACGAUCAACCAAAUGCGGGCUAACAGAGACACUCUUAGAGAAACUUUUGAACUUGUGAAGGAGAAUUGUGCGAACCUUCUUGACCGUGAUCCAGCGUCCAUGAUCCCCUACGCAGAUGAAGUCUCUGCCACUGUGACCGACUCUUCAAGACCCGAUUUAAGAUCUUUACUGGAGACUCGGGAACAGCUCUCAAUUCGUUAUAAAGAAGUCACCGCUGAGUUGGAAAAUCUCAAGCACAUCAUCACAGGAGCCAUAUGGGAUCUCAAUGACCUCAUGGAUCCCAUGAUCGUCGGACAGUGACGUCAUUUCAUCGCAAUCUCCCGUUUGUUUUUCUGACUGAGUAGCGCAGUGAUCUAUGAUGCCUU